UGGACCUCGGGGGUGAUGGGAGCGCAGCGGCCACCGACGCAUUGGCGUACAACCCACUCCAGUGUGCUGUCCAGCUCUGCCCUUGACACCGCUGAACUUUUCUCGACGAUUAACGACAGGAACAACCCGAGCACUGCAAGAUUGUCGGUUCAACCACGAUAAACUGUCUCAGCGUGGUUACGAUAUUUGCCGCUCUGCAGACAUUCAAAACCACGCGGAAAUCCAAGCUCGUGAUUUGGCUUCUCCGUUUCGGCGUGAAGGUGGGCUGCAGAUGAAGGAUGCUGAAUGUUCCAGUCGUUCUCGUCGCCAUGUGGACAUCUCUGCACCCAGUGCUGGGUCAGCAGCAGAGGUUCCGCGUCCGUCCCUCCAACACCAGCGUCAUUGAGGGGGAGAGUGUGACGCUGCGCUGUGAGGUGGACCAUCAGGCCGGCAGACCGCAGUGGGCCAAGGACGGCUUCGCCAUGGGAUACGAGCGCAGUCUGCCAGGCUUCCCCCGGUAUCAGGUGCUGGGCGACGCUGGCUCGGGGGUGCACGACCUCGAGGUCACCAACGCGACCCUGGAGGACGACGCCUGGUUCCAGUGUCAGGUGUCGCCCAGCCAGGGCCAGCCCGCCAUUCGCGCCGCCGCUUUCCUCACUGUUCUCUUGAAGCCGCUGUCCGUGUUGGUGACGUCAUCGGCCCGCACGCCUCGCCCGGACGUGUACGAGGUCAGGGAGGGCAGCUCGCUGACCUUGCAGUGUGACGUCACCGAGGCCAAGCCGGCGGCCACCGUCCAGUGGCAGCGCAACGGCGCCAUCUUCCGGCCAGACCAGGAGGUGACGUUCUCGGAGCCGGACAGCCCGGAGCGAAACGAUACGAGCUCCAGCAUAACGCUGCAGCCCACACACGUGGACAACGGCGCGGGCUACUCGUGCCUUGCCCGGCACCCGGCCGUGAGACCGGCCGAGCAGCACCUCUACAACGCCACCGUCACUCUCUCGGUGCUCUACGCGCCAGGACCGCCGGAGAUCGUCGGGUAUGAGGAGGACGAGGUGGUGCGCAUGGGCGAAAAGAAGACUCUCUCGUGCAUUUCCCGCGCCGGAAACCCGUUGGCCGAGCUGGUCUGGUUCAAGAACGACGAGCCCAUCACGUACCAGUACCGCACGAUCCGCGGCCGAGCCAUCUCGGAGUACUCGUUCAAGGCGGAGGCGUCCGACCUGCACGCCAUCUAUCGGUGCGAAGCGUCAUCGAUAGUUCACCCGCAGCCGAUGGUGACGUCGGUGCAGAUGAAUGUUCAAUUCGGUCCCGAGACGGUGGAGGUGACGGGCACGGAGGAGGCCAAACGGGGCGAGCCGGUCGAGCUCUCGUGCACCACUUCCAGCAGCAACCCGCCGGCCAACAUCACCUGGGUCAUCAACGGCCGCACCGUCACCAAUACGUCCCACAUUAUCGAAAGCCACCCGGACGGAGGGUGGGUGUCGAAGUCGAACGCCUCGUCAGUCGUCCCUGACACCAUGAGGGAGGACAUGGUGGUCUCGUGUUACGCUCUCAACCCCGCACUGGGCCUGACCGAAGUCGGCACCCUCAAGGUCACCGUGCUGUAUCCGCCGAAGCGGCCGCGGAUCCUGGGAUACGUGCCGGGCACGCACCUGCGCGCCGGCCAGCGCGUGUCGCUCUCCUGCGUGGCGCAGGGCGGCAGUCCGCCGGCCUCGCUCUCCUGGUACAAGGGCGACGACGAGCGCGAGGCGGAGACGAGCGAAGAGGACGGCGUCGCCCGCGGCGUCAUCACCUUCGCUGUCGACUUUACCGACAACGAGGCGGUGUUCCGCUGCGACAGCACCAACCCGGCCAUGGACAAGCCGCACAGCACCAACGUUACACUGCUGGUGUACUACCCUCCGGCCAGCCUGAAGCUGAAGGCCAAGCCGAAGAGUCUGGCGGCGGGCAUGCGAGCCGUGCUCACGUGCGAGUCACGUCCAAGCAACCCUGCAGCUAACCUCACCUGGUGGCGUGACAGCGAACUAGUGACGCGGGGCGUCGCCAGGCUUACCAGCAAGCCCGCCGGCGACCACGGCGGGUUCAGCAGCCGCGUGAGGCUGAGGAAGCGACUGAAGUGGACGGACGACCAGGCCGUGUACACCUGUCGCUCGCAGCAGGCCGUGCUGCCGGGCAACAUGCACGACGCCAUCACCCUGCACGUGGCCUUCGCGCCCGUGUUCCCCGAGCCGUCGGCGACGGAGGACAUCCACGCCGGCGAUUCCCGCCUGCUCAACUUCACCGCUCGGGCCAGCCCGGACAACAUCACCUACAGCUGGUACCGGGGUGCGGCGGCGCUGCCCGCCGAGGAGGCGCGCGUGGUCGGCCUCGGCGCCCUGCUCAACAUCAGCCAGGUGGAGAAGAGCGACGCCGGCUGGUACCGGCUCGAGGCCGAGAACACCGAGGGCACCUCCACCAUGCGCGUUAACGUCAACGUGCAGUACGAGCCUGAGGUCACCGCCAUCUCCCGCGAGCUGCUGGUGGCGCCUGGCGAGACGGCGCAGCUGGAGUGCGUGGCCGACGCCAACCCCACCACCGACGACAUGAUCACCUGGCACCGCGACGACUUCAGCUUCGACUCCAACAAGACCAAGACGUUCUACAGCAACGGCACGUCGUACCUGAGCGUGUACGGGGCAGAGCUGGCCGACAUUGGCGAGUUCCUCUGCCAGGUGGACAACGGCCUGGGCGAGGUCAACGCCACAGCGGGACUGCUCGUGCAGCACGCGCCCGAGAUCGAUACGAGUCCGCAGCACCUGAAGGCGGCCGCCGAGAAGGGCGACACGGCGCGCGUCACGUGCCGCGCCCGCGGAGCUCCCAACGUCACGUUCGAGUGGUCCCGCCAGGGGGUCGUCAUCGACGAGACGACUGACGCCGAGAAACACCAGCUGGAGUACACACGGGUUGACCUGGUCACCUGGCAGUCGGUGCUGAAGGUGGUGUCGGUGGUGACGGCCGACUACGGCGAGUACGUGUGCGUGGCGCGCAACGAGCUGGGCUUCCAGCGGCAGCCGAUCGUGCUGGGCGGCACCACCUCGCCCGACCCGCCGCUGGAGCUGCACGCCCUGAACGUGACGCACGACAGCGUGCUGCUCACCUGGACACCGGGCUUUGACGGAGGGCUGAUCCAGCGCUACCGGGUCCGCUACACAAGACAGGUGGGACCGGAGCGGUUCAGCUACGACGACGUGCAGCCGGAGAACGCCACCACGUUCCGGGUGGAGCUGCUGUACCCCAACACCGAGUACAGCUUCGCCGUCAUGGCCUUCAAUGAGCGAGGAGAGAGCGGAUACACCAAGGACGUGGUCAAGGCCAAAACUGCAGACGGGCCGGGGGUGAAGUAUGUGCCUGACGACGACUACGCCAGCGAAACGCUCUCGCGAGUGGCCAUCGCCAUGGUGACGGUGGCGGGCGCCAUUCUCCUCGUCAUCAACGUGGUGCUCAUGAGCUGCUACGUCCGGCGGCGGCGUCUCAUCCGCAAGGCGGCCUCGAGUGCCGUCAGCACCGGCUCGGAGACGCUCCAGAUGUCGGGCGGCGAGAGCCUCCGCUCGGCGUCCACCGCCGCCGACGAUACCUACUCGGACGACGGCGACGACGACACGAGCAGCGAUCAGGAGCACGACUCGUACUCGGGGCGCCGGUCCUCGCGGGCGGCGCUGAGCGACGGGCGCCCCGUGUCGCCGGCCUCCAACGGCUACGGCCGCACGGUCCGGCGCACGCCCUACGCCUACGACGCCGGCUACGACGGCCGGGGCGGGACGCACCCGUCGGCCGUGCCCACGCCCGACCUGGUGCCCCCGGGCGGGCUGGGCCGGCGGUACGGGGAGCAGCACUACCCGCCGCCCGGCGGCCCGUCCGACUGGGUCAACACAUACGGGCGCACGCAGCUCCCGGGCAGCAGACGGGUCGCCACACCGGCGUCAUCCAUACGCGGCAAUGUGGACUUUGAACAGCGCGGCCACUUAGUAUAGGUGACGUUAGUGUCUGGCGUCGAUCGGUUCUUGCUUGGUGAGAGGCCCUGAGUGUGGGAUUUACUGCACUUCUGCGUACCAGUGGUGCAUGCGGCAGAUUGCCAGCGUGCGGCCCAUUCAGCGACAGCUGAGAGCAGAGGGCGACUGAUCUGAUCGUCCAUGAGCACCGCCAGGAGCCUCGUGUCACCGUUCUCAACUACGUCACUGGAUGGCCUGCCCACGUUAACCUCCGCACGAUUCGGGCUGUCGCCGCAGUCAUCUGUUUCUCAUACAUCUUCCACAAUAUGCUAGACGCCUUGCAUCAGCUGCUUUGCUAAGCCAUACUGAGAUUUUGUCCUGGUGAUCCACUGGCGAAGCGCCCUUUUAUUGUCAUUGUCGCCGGCCCCGUUUGAGCGCCCGAAAAAGCACGGCCGCUGUAUAGCAGGGCUCACUGUGAGCAAUGCUCGGGAAGAGGGUGGCUACGGUAGCGCCAUAAGUUCUACCUCUCACUCGAUUCAAUGAGCCCCGAAAGGGUCUGUCCGGGAGAGACGGUCUAGCACAACCCAACGAAACCGUAACGGUCGUUUAUUUGAAGCUCGUCCGACCUGACGACGGGUUACCGUGAUUCUUGGCCCGAGGUGACACUAAAAGACGUAUUUAAUCAAUAGCUUGAUAGCUUCCAGCGUUAGCUGUGCAUUUGGUCAUUAAGAUUACGUAGCAUCGAUGCCAUCCAUGAGCAAUAUUUAUCAACGGAGUUCAUCAGGCUAUCGCUACACGCAUUGUACCGUGUAACCUGUAGCGUAGCGACGAGAUGGCGCAUGGCAGCGUUCCGAAAAUACGUUACUUACCAAAAUUGUGGUGUAAUUCCUAUCGUACUAUAUAACUGGCAUGCAUGUAAACAUUACCACGUAAUUGCACUUUUCACGGCUCUAGUCGGAUAUACGCUUGCUUUAUAUGUGAUUUGUGCCGCGUAUUUUCUGUUCGCAGCAGGUAACACAAUCCAGAUGUUCCAGUCAUUUUAAGUACGAUCAAACUGAAGGGACUUGAUGACGCCCAACCCGUCUCGCGGGUCGGGUGACUGCCAGGCAUGGGUUUUGUAAUCGAUGUGGUGCGGCACGAAUAAAUGGGAUCGUAUAAA
This is a messenger RNA of Pollicipes pollicipes, 5103 nucleotides long. RefSeq names its product nephrin-like. Lineage: Eukaryota; Metazoa; Arthropoda; Thecostraca; Pollicipedomorpha; Pollicipedidae. Gene Ontology annotation, cellular component: cell-cell junction; plasma membrane. Gene Ontology annotation, biological process: cell-cell adhesion. Gene Ontology annotation, molecular function: cell adhesion molecule binding. The record is from RefSeq and is a predicted model, not a curated record.